Lampris incognitus (smalleye Pacific opah) is the source of this 1597-nucleotide messenger RNA. It is a transcript of the gene ackr4a, whose product is annotated as atypical chemokine receptor 4a. Gene Ontology annotation, molecular function: chemokine receptor activity; chemokine binding; scavenger receptor activity. Bases 38 to 1156 code for a protein of 372 amino acids. The transcript is spliced from 2 exons. NCBI's taxonomy places the organism in Eukaryota, Metazoa, Chordata, Actinopteri, Lampriformes, Lampridae. Gene Ontology annotation, biological process: immune response; G protein-coupled receptor signaling pathway; chemotaxis. Gene Ontology annotation, cellular component: membrane. The record is from RefSeq and is a predicted model, not a curated record.
GGAGCAAAGAGCACAGCAGACUAGCUUUUUCAAAUAAAUGGAUUACUCAGAGGAAGAAGACUACUAUUAUCAUGACAAUAUCAGUCUGAACUUCUCUUAUGACGACUACUCCAUCCUCUGUGAAAAGGGCGAUGUCCGCUCUUUUGCCGCCAUCUUCCUCCCUAUAGUUUAUACGGUGUGUUUGGUGGUUGGCUUGGCGGGAAAUGCCUUGGUGGUGGUGGUGUAUGCCUACCACAAACGCCUGAAGACCAUGACUGACACUUUUCUAACCCACCUGGCCGUGGCUGACCUCCUCCUCCUCCUCACACUGCCUUUCUGGGCCGCCGACGCCGUGAGGGGCUGGGAACUGGGGGAGCCUCUGUGUAAGAUUGUGUCUGCCUGCUACACGGUCAACUUCACCUGCAGCAUGCUGCUGCUAGCAUGCAUCAGCUUAGAUCGCUAUUUAGCCUUGGCGAGAGCCCAAGCCGGAGACCGAGGAGGACGCCUGCUGAGGGUGUUCACCAGGAGACACAGUGUGAAGGUGUGUUUGGUUGUCUGGACCACGGCGUUCCUCCUGGGCCUUCCUGAGCUUGCAUUCUCCGAAGUGAGGGUGAUCACCAACAGGAGUCUCUGUCUGGCCAUCUACCCCUUACACAUGGCCCAGGAGGUCAAAGCCUGCCUGGAGGUGGCAGAGGUGGCAUUUGGCUUCCUGGUUCCUUUACUGGUUAUGAUAUUCUGUUAUUGGAGGGUGGGCAAUGCACUACGGGGUCUCCCUGCAGAGAGCCGGGGGAGGAAGUGCAAGGCUCUGCGGGUUUUGUUGAUAGUAGUCUGGGUAUUUGUGAUCACCCAGCUUCCCUAUAGCAUAUUAAAGGUCUACCGGGCUAUGGACUCCGUCUAUUCCCUGGUGAUCCACUGUGGUGUGAGUAAAGCGUUGGACCACGCAGCUCAGGUCACCGAGAGCAUAGCGCUCACCCACUGUUGCCUCAACCCGAUCCUCUACGCCUUUGUGGGCUCCUCCUUCCGGCAACAUGCGAUGAAAGUGGCCAAGGUGUUUGGUGAAAGGAGGAGGAGGAGGGCUAGACAGGGACGGACGACCCAAAGAGAGGAAACACAAAUGAAUGAGAUGACUUUUAAUUCUCACACUGCAUCCCAAGAGACUGACACUUUCUCCAUCUGAAACGCAGCGGGUCCCUUUACAUCUCACGACGUCUGAAAUGGGCGGUGUUUGCCGUAUGCAGCGGCAGAUAUGUGAGGCAAGAGCAACAGGCCCAUUUGUGUUAUCGAUCUCGCUGCAAAGAAUUCUAUCCAUCUCCCCGACUCACAUAAACACACCAAUCUCCCGAUGUUAAAAAACAGAUUUGGUAUGACACCAAGUGUUCCUCCCUUUUCAGCCAAGGAAAGCAGUGUUUACAUGUCCCCUCCUUUCCUUUCUGGCAACACAGGGAGGGUAAUUUUUCUGCAGUAAGAAAGAAAAAGGAACAGAAAAAAAAUUUUCUGGUGGAAAGAGAAAUGCUGCUCACAUUUCAUUGUAAAGCUCUCCAGCAUGUGCGUUUUGUUCAGACAAGUAACAUUAACUAGACCACUCACACAUAUACGGUACACAAAUACAAUUCAUGAU